UAUGAUUUGAUUUGACUGAUUGUACUCCGUAGUCAAUGUUUUUCCUCGUUACACAUUAGAAUCCAAUUGAUUGCCUUUGGAUUUCAUCCGGUUCUUCACUCCGAAACUCGAAUCGAUCGCAUACUUUGUUAAUUUCUUAAAUCCCAAAGAACAACAAGAAAACCCAAUUAUUAGGGUCUCAAAAAAAUUCAAGGGAUUUUUCCUUAUACUGCGAAAUUCAUGCGAUUUCAGUAGAUGAAUCAGGAAUCACAAAUGAGUGAGGAAUCCAAGAAGCAGAAGAAGGGCACCAUUAGCGAAGAAGAUGUAUCCAUCAUCUUACAAAGGUACACAGCUACAACAGUCCUAGCUUUGCUUCAGGAAGUGGCUCAACUCGAAGAAUCAAAAAUAGACUGGAAUGCAAUGGUGAAACGAACCAUGACUGGUAUCACAAAUCCAAGGGAAUACCAAAUGCUUUGGCGUCAUUUAGCUUAUCGUGAUGCAAUGCUUGAAAACCUUGAAGACGAAGCUAAACCUCUGGAUGAUGAAAGCGAUUUAGAAUACGAGCUUGAAGUUUCUCCACCUGUCAACAACGAAGCUUCAAUGGAGGCUGCAGCAUGCGUGAAGGUACUCAUAGCUUCAGGCUCUACAUGUGAUUCUGGAUUGGAAAAAGGGUUGACCAUUGAGGCUCCAUUGACUAUAAACAUACCUAGUGGAAAGUCAACAGGAGAUCUUUCUGAAAAUUCACAAGUAGGUAGUAAUAUGAGGGGGACAAACAUCACAGUUCCAGUUUCUGUUCAAAAACAACCAGUUGCAGUAGUUGGAUCUACAGAAGGAGUUGAAACAAAUUGUUCAGGAAGUGGGAAUUUGCCACCUAGGAGGAAAAGAAAGCCAUGGUCUGCAGCUGAAGAUAUGGAACUUUUUGCUGCAGUUCAGAAAUGUGGUGAAGGAAAUUGGGCAAAUAUCUUAAAAGGAGAUUUUAAGGGUGAUAGAACUGCUUCUCAGCUUUCUCAGAGAUGGAAUAUUAUAAAAAAGCGUAAAGAAAACUCAAAUGUGAAGACAGGAUCACAGCUUUCUGAGGUACAUUUAGCAGCUAGAAGGGCACUUAACAUGGCUCUUGAUCAGCCUGGAGUUGAUAGUUUAAAGUCAUCUUCUUCACUUGGUAGGACAAAAUCAAGCAUCACCACAAAUACUUCCAUCCGCCCUAUCAAUAUCAUACCCCCUGACACUCCAUCCACUAGCACCCGUGAAGACUCUUCAACAAAAACAUUCCCUAAAAUCUCCCCGAAAACACCACCAAAGUCUCUCCUCAACGGCCCCGAUCCGGUGAAAGCCGCCGCGGUUGCCGCCGGGGCCCGCAUCGCCACCCAAUCAGCAGCCGCCGCUAUCUUAAAGCAACAGUUAAAGGGCGCCAUCCACAUUAAAACAAAUGCUACCAACUUCCGGGACCUACAUUCACCAAACACCUCACGCCCGCUUGAUCAUACCUCGAAUCUUGGACCCGUGGGCCCGGUGAAUCCGGCCCGGGAAACAAAUGGUGUUACGGUUUCCACCUUGGCGAAUUUGCCUAAAACGGGACAAGGUGAAAAUGGCAAUCUUGUGAAAGUGGAGGGGUUGGUUUUGAAAAAUGAUUCGAAUAAAAAUGUUGAAGAUACUUCGGAGAAAAAGGAAGUUAAAGAAAAUGAAGAUGUGCGUGAGUCUAUUAUUGGUGGUGAUAGUGAACCUAUGGUCACGGAAACAUGCAAUAAGAAUGAAAGCACGAAGCAAGAGAAUUAGGCCAUGACAUUAUGUGUGUACUGUGUUUGACAUGCAUUGGACUGUGACAAAGAUUGAGACUGAGACUGAUGGCCAACCCAAAAAGGUGGGACAGGGAUAAUGGAUUCACGCUUGAUCUCUCAUCUGUGCAAAAGACGUGAAUACUGUUGUCGUUCUCAUCAUCAAAACUAGUUUUCAAAAAGCUUGUCCAGUCGAGUCCAAUCGAACACGUGUUCAUGAAAACUUGUAACUUCUUUGUUGUUAGAUAUUUGAUGUAUUAGGUUUGGUAGAAAUUGUGAAUGGUGUUGUAUUUAGUUUUAUUAGGAAUUGUGAAGGCGUUGUAUUCGGUGGCUUUACUCGUGAGUUUAUGAAAAUGAUGAUACCCGGAUUUUUUAUUGUCA
Molecule: messenger RNA, 2132 nt
Organism: Lactuca sativa (garden lettuce)
Lineage: Eukaryota; Viridiplantae; Streptophyta; Magnoliopsida; Asterales; Asteraceae
Source: RefSeq, a predicted model, not a curated record